This is a messenger RNA of Amphibalanus amphitrite, 2814 nucleotides long. RefSeq lists its product as uncharacterized. The record is from RefSeq and is a predicted model, not a curated record. Bases 147 to 2348 code for a protein of 733 amino acids. The transcript is spliced from 9 exons. Gene Ontology annotation, cellular component: membrane. NCBI's taxonomy places the organism in Eukaryota, Metazoa, Arthropoda, Thecostraca, Balanomorpha, Balanidae.
UGAUUCGCCCUCUCAGAAAUCGCGGCUCGCGUGCCGGCUACGAUGACCCCGGCUCCGGGCCGGACCGGACGUCCGGCCGGGAUCGGCGGCGUCCGGAGCCGGGGCGACCUCCGGCAGUUGCUGCCGCGCGCGGACCACGAGACAAGAUGAGGUGCGGCCUGCUGCUGCUGGCGCUCGUGUGUCUGGUGUGCCUCAUCGCGGCCGCCGAUGGAGGCCGGUCCUGGCGGCGUAACGGCCGCUGCCGGCGACCCAAGCUGGAGAACGGCGUGGCGAGGAUGAGGUCUCGGGGCCGCGUGGCGCGCUACCGCUGCUACCGCGGCUUCACCCUGUACCCGGGCCGGUUUAACACCUGCGUCAGACGCAAGUGGCUCGAGCCACACUCCGUCUGCGUCAAGGCGGGCUGCGAGGCGCCUCCAGAGAUUCCUCACGGUCAGCAGGAGGAGCUGCUGAAUGGAGGGGUCAUCACCUUCACGUGCAGCCCCGGGUUCGAGCUGAGCGGGCACGCGUCCAUGUACUGUAACGGCCUGCAGUGGAACGGCACAGUGCCCACCUGCGAGCCCGAGUCGCUGGCGAACGGCGUCCAGACGCAAGUGGAGUGCGACUUUGAGGACGAUCUGUGCGGCUGGACUCACGGCGAGGCGGCAGAGUUUCAGUGGACGCGACACUCGGGCCGCACCCCGUCCACCGACAUGUUCACAGGACCGUCGUACGACCACACGCUCGGCGAGGGUCAGCGGGGCAACUACAUGUAUAUCGAGGCGUCUGACCCUCGGGUGGAAAACGACACUGCCCGGCUCUUUUCGCCCGUGUUCGCCGCCUCUCAGAGCCUGGACGCGUGCUUCUCACUCUGGUACCACAUGUGGGGCAGCUCACUAGGUGCCAUUCGAGUAUACAUUUUGCCGGUGGAUGAGUCAUUUGAUCAGCUCGAUGGACCGGCUUGGGAAAGGACUCACAGCAUGGGAAACCGCUGGAUCAACAAGAUUAUUCCCAUACCUGAGCAGACGGCUCAUUUUCAGGUGGUUGUCGAAGGGGUGCGAGGAGAGAACUACAUGAGUGACGCUGCCAUCGAUGACGUGGCCCUGCGUCACGGUGACGCCUGCACCCCUCCGGCGCGGCCGCCGCUGCUGCCGUCGGCGCCGAUAGACGCCACCGAUGACGAAGCCAACUCGUGCGAGGGCCGGUGCGGGGAGCGCCGCGACCCGGCGGUGUUUUGCAGCUGCACUGACGACUGUCAGCUGGACGGCGGCUGCUGUAACGACUACUACCGCGUCUGCCUCGAGGAGGACGGCGUGGCAGACGAUAAUUCGACAAUGAGUGACACAGACGAGGAGGAAACUGACGAGCCUGAUUCAACGGAGAGCGGCGCCCGACCGGCGCCCACAGCCGCUGUCCCGCGCACUUCUACCACAACCACAACUACCACAACAACGACCACUGCGGCCCCGACAACCACACGGCCAACCACCACUACAACCAGCACUACAACCACGACCACGGCCGCAACCACACGACCAGCCACAACAACCACAACCACAACAACACCCAGACCAACAACAACGAGGACAACUACCAGAGCGACAACGACGCCAAGGACAACCACAACCACCACAACAACCACAACAACAACGACAGCGGUGACCACGAGACCGGUAACCGUGGCGCCAACGACCACCACAACCCCCACAACAACCACAAGAGCUGUGGUGACUCCAACACCACAGCCCACCACAAGAACGACUCAGCCACCACGGACCACCACACCACAACCAGUCACCACAACCACAACCACCACCACGUCAACACCCUCACACCCGACCCCGGUCCCGGCGGUGCCCUCCUCCGCUACCCCAGCGCCCCCUGCCACCCCCAGCGCCCGUCCACCGAUCACCUCAGCCCUCCCUCCCUCCUCCACCGACAUCCCCAACGAGCUGCCGCCGCCCAUCCCCUCCGGGGAGGGGGGUAACGCGCUGCCCCAGCUUGGCGGCCAGCCGGCGGCCGUCUCCUCUCGCAGCAGUGCCGGACUACCGAUGUACGCCAUCGCUGCGAUCGCCUGCGGCGUCCUGCUGGUAGCUGCAGUUCUGUCGGCGCUCGCGGGGCGGCGCUACUGUCGACCCCGCCAGGCGUCCCGGCUGAGUGAUGCAGACGAGCUGGAGACCCUCUUCACUGGCCUAGACGCUGACCCGACCAUCGACUGUCGGCCUCAGACGCGCGAGGCGCCGGUGCCCAAACGGCCGGCGCCCUCACCGCCGCCGGCCGGCCGGGCCCGCGCCGACUCUGCCGAGCUGGGGGAGUUCACAGUGGAAGACAUCGGAGAUGACAGCGAGACCACCCGACUCACUGGCAAUUAGACGGCGCCCUGCGCAGUGCUGAGAGGUUACGAGACUCAUUGUGCAAGGACGAGCAGAGCACGGUGUUCUGGCGAGGUGUUAUACCUACACAGAACAUGGAUCGAGCGGGGACCAUCAUUUUGUUCAGUGUGAUACGGCUCCCUUUCACCAAUGACACUUAAAAUCCAUGUUGCUGGUGUAACGAUAUCCGGGCAUCAUUUCCGUUUUAACGAGAUCUGACACGAUUGCAAGGUUCAAAGCUGUUGAAGGAUCUGAUUCAACGCCAUUUUGUGUGCAUGAUUUGCUCAGUGGGCGUGCGUAGGUACACCACUUGCCACAUAUGCAUAGUUAUAACUAGUGUGCAAACAUGCAUUCGCAUAAUUUCGUCAGCAGAAGAACUGACGCGUUCCAUGCAUGCUCGCUGUACAAUGGAAGUCCGGGUUUGUAUGAAUAUAUGACUUGUAAGAAAUAUACCGAUAUCGUGUCA